This is a messenger RNA of Acaulospora colombiana, 1305 nucleotides long. Lineage: Eukaryota; Fungi; Glomeromycota; Glomeromycetes; Diversisporales; Acaulosporaceae. The record is from the annotation of a GenBank genome assembly.
AUGGCGGAGUUGUCUAACGUAAGUGAUGUGAACGAUUCGAAAGACAGCACGUCCGAAAGCGAAUCUUCAAGCGAAGUUGAGGAAGUAAAGAAAGUGAGUCUGACUAGGCGGAGGAAUAAACACCGACCAUUGGAAAUUUCAUCUAAAAAGCCCGUUGGUCGUUUCAGACGAGUUGUCGAUCUGUCUUCGAAUGUAAAGAAAAGACGUGACCCGCGUUUCGACAACCUUUCGGGUAAAUUCAAUGAAGAUUUGUUCGAAAAGUCAUAUGACUUUUUGAAUGAAUACAAAAAAUCGGAGAUCGAAGAACUUCGAAAUCGGAUCAAUAAAGAAAAAGACCCUGAAGAGGCAGGAAAAUUAAAGCAGUUAUUGUCGAAAUUGCAAUCGAAAUUGUCACAUGAACAGAAUUUAAAGCGAAAAAAACGAUUGAAACACGAACGAAAAAAGGUUGAAUUGGAACUCGUCGCUCGUGGAAAGGCGCCGUUUUAUCUGAAGAAGUCCGAAGAAAAGAAGUUGGAGCUUGUUGAUAAAUUCGAAAAAAUACAACAAUCGAAUCCUAAAGCCCUUGACAAGAUCAUAGAAAAAAGGAGGAAGCGUAAUGCCGCUAAAGAACAUAAACGGGUGCCGUUCAAGCGGCGGAAGGACGAGUCGGAAAUAAUAGUGAUAAAUGAUUCAUCUGAAACAGAAAUAGACGUUGCUCCUGGAGAGUUUGUGAAAAGCAAAAAAGUUUCAACUAACAAAGUUGAAGAGAAGUUGCAGAACUCAAGCGUGUCUUCUCUUUCCUACGGAAAGAAAAAUAAAACUGUUAACAACUUCAAUUCUAUUUCCCUUCAAAGCAACAGUCGGUCCGGUGUCGUAGAGGACAGGGUUACGAAACAAGGCACCGUUCACCCUCCCCAGGUACUCGGCGCUAACUCACAAUCAAAUAAUUGCAUUUCCGAAUUUGCCGUGCCCUCAAGGAACGAUAAUUCACGGCUAGGAAAAAGAAGGAAGAUUAACAUUCGGUACUUGCCAUAUGAGUCUGUACCACCACCAGUUCAACCGGAUGAAAAGUUACUGCAUUAUCACCUGAACAAACCGCUGCAGAAUUUUACUACGGGCGUUAUUGCAGCUCAAAAUUUUCCCAAGGCCACGAAUGGAGAUUUACACAAGAUAUGUGAUAAUUACAGUUUAAAACCAGAUCUCUUAGUUAAUCGAGAUAUUACUAAACUGUAUCAGGAUACCAGCAUAGAAAAAAUCAUCGCGGAUUUGGAAGAUCGUGUGAUGGAAGAUAUGACUAUGAAAUAUGUGAAAGGUGAGGAUGACUGA